This is a messenger RNA of Miscanthus lutarioriparius, 2040 nucleotides long. NCBI's taxonomy places the organism in Eukaryota, Viridiplantae, Streptophyta, Magnoliopsida, Poales, Poaceae. The record is from the annotation of a GenBank genome assembly.
AUGGCCAUGAGCCACAUACUCUUCCUUGCUCUUCUCUCCGCGUUGCCUCUCACAUCCUCCGCCGCCAGCGGGGACACGCUGACGCAGUCCACGACCGUUGCCGGCGAGAAGAUGCUGGUGUCGCCGGGCAACGCCUUCCAGCUGGGCCUCUUCGCCGCCAGCAACCACUCCAAGUGGUUUCUUGGCAUAUGGUUCACCGUCUCGCCGGACACCGUCGUCUGGGUCGCCAACCGCGACCGCCCGCUGAACAGCUCGUCCGGCGUGCUCGGGCUCAACGACCGCGGAGCCCUGGUCCUCCUCGACGGCACCACCGUCGUCUGGUCGUCCUCCAACUCCUCCGCGGCGGCCGUCGUCGGCGCGGACGUCGUCGCGGAGCUCCGCGACACGGGCAACCUGGUGGUCACGGACGCGGCGGGCGUCGCGCUGUGGCAGAGCUUCGAGCACCCGACCAACACGUUCCUCCCGGAGAUGCGGGUCGGCAAGAACUUGAGGACCGGCGCCGACUGGUCCCUCUGGUCCUGGCGCAGCGCCGACGACCCGUCGCCCGGCGACUUCCGCUACGUCAUGGACACGGAUGGCUCGCCGGAGCUGCACGUCUGGAGCCACGGCCGAAAGACGUACCGGACGGGCCCGUGGAACGGCGUGCGGUUCAGCGGCAUCCCAGAGAUGACCACCUUCGAGGACAUGUUCGAGUUCCAGUUCACGGACACCGCCGACGAGGUCUCCUACAUGUUCCGCGACCGCGACGGGUCGCCCAUGUCGCGGGUGCUCCUGAACGAGUCCGGCGUGAUGCAGCGCAUGGUCUGGGACGCCGCCUCCGGGUCGUGGAGCAACUUCUGGUCGGGGCCGAGGGACCAGUGCGACAGCUACGGCAGGUGCGGCGCGUUCGGCGUCUGCAACGUGGUCGACGCCACGCCCUGCAGCUGCGUCAGGGGGUUCGCGCCGAGGUCGGCGGCGGAGUGGUACAUGCGGAACACGUCCAGCGGGUGCGCCCGGAGGACGCCGCUCCAGUGCGGUGGCGGCGCCGGCGGCGGGGACGGGUUCUACCUCCUGCGCGGCGUGAAGCUGCCGGACACGCACAACUGCACCGUGGACGCCGGCGCCACCCUCGAGGAGUGCGCGCGCAGGUGCCUGGCUAACUGCUCCUGCACGGCCUACUCGGCGGCGGACAUCCGCGGAGGCGGGAGCGGGUGCAUCCAGUGGUUCGGCGACCUCAUGGACACGCGGUUCGUCGACGGCGGGCAGGACCUCUAUGUCAGGCUUGCAUCGUCUGAACUAGACGCUACCAAGAACACCCGGAAGAAGUUUGUGGCUGUCAUCACGCUGGUGAUCGUCGGCUUCGCGUUGCUGCUUCUAUCUCUUGCCUUUGUCAUUUGGAGAAAAAUGCAGCGCAGCAGUAAGAAAGUUACCAUGGGUGAUGAGGCAAUCGAGCUUAUGAUGAGCAGCAGUGAAUGCCCCACGUACCCUCUGGGGAUCCUUCGAACAGCCACCAACGGGUUCUGUGCAGACAAUGUGAUUGGGCGAGGCGGAUUCGGCCUAGUGUACAAGGACGUGUACAGCUUCGGCGUCCUGCUGCUGGAGAUCGUCAGCGGCAGGAAGAACCACCGGGGUUUCAAUCUCAUAGCAUAUGCAUGGGGGCUCUGGGAAGCAGGGCGGAGCCACGAGCUCAUCGACCCAGCAAUUCGGAGCGACUGCACGGGAGCAGAGCUGGCGCAGGCGGCGACGUGCAUCCAGGUGGCGCUGCUGUGCGUGCAGGAGUGCCCGACCCAGCGGCCGCCCAUGUCGGACGUCAUCCCCAUGCUGUCGCGGCAGAUGAGCGCGGACGCGAGCGCCGCGAUGGAGAAGAUCCGCUCCGCGGGGCUACUCAGGACGCAGGGGCUCAUCGCUGGGAAGUGGGUGGACGCCUACGACGGGAAGACCGUCAAGUGGAGGAGCCGCUCAAGACUACAUUCCAGGUGUCGAUCUGCUCCACUCGCUGUUCGUCUAUUCCUGAUGGAUCUCUGCCGUUUUGUGACUGAUUUCGUUCUGGUUGCUUUCUGA